CUUUCUAACACACGCGGUGCGGCAGGAGAUGCAGAACAAAAAGGAAUAGAAAUAAGAAUCGUUAUCGAAAAGACACAACGUCGAAAUGGUUAUAAAUAUUUUUAUAAACAAUAAAUAUUUAAUUACUUGUGCAGAUGGCAUAAAUUAUGAUGAGCUAUGCAGCCGGAUUGAGAAGAACACAAAAUUGCAACCUGCGGAUUACUAUUUGGUAAGCAAUGGCAAACGAUUGGAGGGAGAGGUUGCGCCUGGAGAUGUCCACUGUUUUAUGCGCCAGCUGGGCGGCAAGGGAGGAUUCGGUUCCAUGCUGCGAGCCAUUGGAGCUCAAAUUGAAAAGACCACAAAUCGUGAGGCUUGUCGUGAUUUGAGUGGCCGCCGCCUGAGGGACAUAAACGAGGAAAAACGAGUGCGUGCCUGGCUGGACAAACAGGGAGAGCGGGAUCGAGAGGCAGAGGAGCGAAAGAAGCGAAAAAUCGAGAAACUUCUGUCGGUACCGAAGCACGACUUUAAAGACGAUCAGUACGAGGAAGCUAGAGCCAAUCUUACCGAGAAGGUAAACGACGCCUUCGAGGAAGGGCUCAAGCAAGCGGAAGAAAUCAAGGAGAAGGAGGCUCAGGCCCAGGAAGCAUCAACCAGCGGCAUCAAGAGGAAAUCCCCUGCCGAAGACAAGAGCAAGGCCAAGAAGAAGAAAAAGGGAACGCUUUGGAUAGGUGAUGACAUCUCAGGAUCCGACUCGGACUCAGAAGACAGCGAGGUCGAACCGGAAACUCAGAAAAAGGCCAUCCAAAACUAGACAAAUAAAGCAAACAUGUUACAAGACUAUUUAAAAUUUAAAAGAUUUCGAUUUAAUACUAAGGACUAAGAGGAUUAUUAAGUAAAUUUAUAAAUAAACAUUAGAAUGACA
This is a messenger RNA of Drosophila eugracilis, 901 nucleotides long. RefSeq names its product replication stress response regulator SDE2. The transcript has 2 exons. Lineage: Eukaryota; Metazoa; Arthropoda; Insecta; Diptera; Drosophilidae. Gene Ontology annotation, cellular component: nucleus. The coding region runs from base 86 to 790 and encodes 234 amino acids. The record is from RefSeq and is a predicted model, not a curated record.